Molecule: messenger RNA, 5080 nt
Organism: Pieris rapae (cabbage white)
Lineage: Eukaryota; Metazoa; Arthropoda; Insecta; Lepidoptera; Pieridae
Gene: by
Product: tensin
Exons: 21
Coding region: 572-4231 (1219 amino acids)
Molecular function (GO): protein binding
Source: RefSeq, a predicted model, not a curated record
ACUUUUGAAGAUCUGUGUAAAAACAUUUUUAUAUUAGAGCAAUAGAGUUAUGUCAAUGAACUUGUUAAUCUUAUAAGAACUCUUCGGUUUUUGUGUUACGUUUUUGCGUUCUUUGUGUUUUGAAAUUCGAAUUUGAACAACAAGUGGCCCAAACAAGGAAGUGUUAUUAGGCUCUAUUUCCGCUUAGGGGCUUAGUAUCCCGCUUUAUAAAUGCAAAGUACCCGUUCGCUUUCAAGGUCACAUCGAUCUUAUCGCCCAUACCUCGUGUAUUGGCAAUGACGAUUGUGAUAAGCGUGUUUUUGGUUUUUAUCGAUAACCAGCUCCUUGAGUCACGUAUGCCAUUUCAUAACGCAGGUGUUUCUGUGAUGUUAUGUAAAUAAAAUAAUUUGUGGAAUAAGUGUAUUAAAUUAAUACUAACAGUCCGUUUUCAAUAUUUUAAAAUUUAACUGGUGUAGUGCAAAAUCUUUCUUUCCAAUUUUAAUGAACGUGAUUUGUUCAAAAUACAAAUUUAAAUUGUUAUUUCUAGAGAGUUAAUCGCGUUUAUGUUGUAAGUUUCCAAUUGGACUUUACAAUGCACAAUCAAAGGCGAUUUAGUAAUGGCAAAAGUGCAACGACAUUACCAGGAAGCUCUCAUUUAAGGGUAUCAGAGGCGGUACACAUAUCUGAUCCAGCCCAUUCUGCGGAGCUCCUCGCCCGAUUGCAUAAUAACGACAAAGCAAGAUUUUCGGACACGAGUUGGCAAAUACAUCGAACGUGGACACGAAAUGGGGACCCAAUACCUCGAUCGCCAGAAACUGCGCGUGCGCCGACGAAACAAUCACCGACCGCCUCACCUGACGUACGACAAGACGACCAGAAUGGAAUCUAUGACACCAUCACUGUGAGAGAUAAGACUCGUGCAGUCAGCGCGCCAGCUACGCCUGGACCUCUAACUUUCGCAACAGAAUACGGAGGCCCAAGAUCUAUAAGCUACUCUGGAAGCGGAGGUCCGGCUUCGCGACUUGAUUUGUGCUAUGUGGCGGAACGAAUGCUGGCUUUACACCUGCCUCACAGGGACGCACAAGCUGAGGCCCAAGCCGCGCAUAUGCUGACUAAUAAACAUGGCGAACAUUUUAUGAUAUUCGAAGUGAGUGGAGAUAUGACAAACGAUGGACGAGCUGCACGUAGUGUAUUCGGACGGGCUCGGUCUCUCGGCUGGCCUGGAGACUUGGCGCCACCUCUGGAACGGUUAUGCGCUGCUUGCAAACACAUAGAAAGCUGGCUUGCUGCACACCCAAAGAACGUCGCCAUUUUACUUGCAUGGGGUAACCGCGAACGUUUAGGAGUUCUCGUAGCGGCUUACAUGCACUAUUCAGCCAUAUGUGGUGCACCGGAACAUGCCUUGGACCGAUAUGCUAUGCGACGGUAUCUGGAUGACCGAGUCCCAGUUUUUACACUUCCUUCUAAUAAACGAUAUAUAGACACAUUCGCCGGUUUAUUGGCAGGACAGAUACGCGUGAACUCAGCUCCUCUUCACCUAACGCACGUGAGCGUCGCAGGCUCGCUUGCAGCGCCAUCUACACCUACAAUCGCCUUUCUUAAGAUCUACGAGAAUUACACUUGUGUUUAUACUUCAGGUCUGUACAUGGUGAACGGUGGCGGCUGGACCGUAGGCGUCGGUCGCUUGUCCCUCCGGGGAGAUGUGCUCGUACGAGCGUAUCGUCGCACUACGCAUGCGCACGCUGCGCGCCAUCUAGUGUUCGCGUGUCAGUUCCACACGUGCGCUGUCGUCGAUCACACGCUCUCCUUCACUAAGCUGCAACUUGACCACGCUCUGCAUGAUCCAUCGUUUCCAAGUGAUGGCGCAGUAGAGCUGGUGUUCGCAAGGGGUGAGGGGUCAGGCGGUGCUGCCCCGGCGCCAACUCCCGCGGCUCCUCUUCGCGCAGCCCCAGAUGCUUUGGCUAGAGCAGAUUCUCUUGAACAUCUACGACCCAUAUCUACGCUUACUGAUGAUGAACCAGGUGACAAUAACGGCAGCGCUGAAGGAUCUGGAGGUGAGGCGGGGGAGGGUGGCGAAGCUGCUCAUACAUUCGGUCCUUUAGACGGGUCUAUCUACGCGACGGUGGUGCGCGCUAGCGGCGGCCCUUCUUCACCGCUCAGCGCCUCAAUGGACUCUGGUAUUUCGUCAGCGGGCCGACGGGCCGCCCCCAGUCCACCCGACGAACUUGAUGCCCUUCUGGGGGACAUGCUACGUACCGUGAGCGCCCUACCAGACCCACCGCCUGCGCCCACUACGCCGCAGUCUAACUCUGAUCGUACGCCUGAUAUACCGUAUCACGCUCGCACCGAUUCUGCACCAUUCACCUACGGCGCCCCAGGUCUCCGCCCCGGAAUGUUACGCGCUUCCAACCGCCUCGCCAGUCCAGAACUGGUGCGACGAGCCCUUGGAACUGACCGUGGAUACCAACAUAUUGAAGAUGAUGAUGAUGAGCGAACAAUUACACCAGACCCAUCACCGCGUACCCCACUAUCACCGAGGACUCUCAGGAAGUUGACAUAUGAAGAUGUAACUACAACUACGACAGCUGCCCCGUCUUCACCUUUAAGGAAUGGAAGGUGGACAAAUGGUGAUUCAGAAUGGGUAAACCAACCAAAUAGCGCUCGUAAGUUAACCCAAGAUGCCGAAUGGAUAGAAAAUAAAACCAAUGGGCGAAAGGUUGACAAUGACACCUGGAGAUCUACAAGCACAAUUGGUUGGCAUGAAACAACAAGGAGUCGGGAGCCAAGACGGUCAGAAAGCGGUAUAGAAGGGAACUCGGGCCUCACGUGGCUACAAAGACAACAGCAGAAGCUGAGGGAAAGGAAGGAAGCCAGGGAAAGGGUUGCAAGAUUACCGCUCGAAUGGGAUGCACCUUCAAGAUUGCAUGUUCGCCGAUCUGCAAGCCAUCGUGUUGAUGGAUACACGAGUGACACAACAGCGUUUGCCGAUGACGAUGAUGACUUCAGUGUCCCUCUACAUGUCAACACACGCACCAUUCACAGAACCGAUAGCAUCAGCCCACAAGCCCCUGACAGGACUUCGUCUAGGAAGUUCAUGUACGAGAAGAUGACGUUACGUGAAUGGAGUGGCAGUAGUACACCAACCACGCCCGGUCUGCUAUCACUCGCACCCGCUAACAAUGAUACCACGGGCCGCGAACGUUCAGAGAGCUGGUCCCGAGCAGAGUCCCGCACAGAAUCCCGAGCGGGAACGCCAGCCUUUCCCACCCAUCCCCGAACUCCUUAUCCGCCCACACCCACCCCUUCACUCUCUGCGAGACCACCACGCUCCCCACCGUCUGUAAGAAAAGACCGUGAAGGCAGCCCUGAGUCCGAAUACCGCACUUACAACGGUAGUAAUGGUUCAAGACGAUCCAGUAUCAGCGGGUCGGAACUGCAACACGUAGCCCCUGAUAGAGUAAGGUUCGCAAGAGACACCAGCCAAUAUUGGUACAAACCCAAUAUUUCACGAGAUGAUGCGGUAUCAGCCCUUCUUCAGCAAGAAGAGGGCGCGUUCAUAGUUCGCGAUUCGAACUCAUUCCCGGGUGCGUUCGGGCUCGCUGUACGUGCAAGUGGCGGCGUACGACAUUUCCUCAUAGAACCGACUGCGAGAGGCGUUCGCCUUCGGGGGUGCCCAGAUGAACCGGUAUUUAGCUCGCUGUCAGCCCUGGUAUAUCAACAUACUGUCACUCCCCUGGCCUUGCCCGCGGCUUUGAAGCUGCCUGAUAGAGACCUGUGGACUGGCGGCAGCGCUAAUGCAGCGGCGCGUGCAUUACUCGCUACAGGCGCGGCUUGCAACGUCUUACUACUCGGCUCUGAGAAUACGGAGGCUUUGACUGGACCAGCAGCUGUUAAGCGAGCUGUACAGAACAUUUUGCAGAAGAAGGUCGCAGCGCACGUUGUUCAUUUCAAAGUAUUUGGUGGUGGCAUCACACUGACUGAUUCGACGAGAAAGCUAUUUUUCAGGCGGCACUACCCAUCAAACACUGUUUCCUACGCAGGCAUUGACCCAGACGAACGGCGAUACCUCUACGUUGAUAAUGGGAAACAGGGUGAAAAGCGCAUAUUCGCAUUUGUCGCUCGUUCUACAUCAGGCGCUGAUAACCAGUGUCACGUAUUCGCUGAACUCGAACCUGAACAGCCAGCAACUGCAAUCGUUAACUUUGUUAAUAAGGCACUAUUAGGGAACACACAGAAGCGAGACAUUAUCUAAUACAACAAGAACGAUGGGAGAAACUUGCUUUUCGAACACAAAUUUCACUGUGUCAAACACAAGCCAUCAAUCGAAAUAUUAAUUUUUAAAAAUAUUCCAGUGUUAUUAUUUUAUUAAUUUGGUAUGUGGAUAUAUUUUAUAUUAUCAAAGAUUUAAUUUAUACGCUUGAAAUUCACCAAGUACAAUUAUAACUAUGAAAUAAAUAUACCGUAGGUAGAUAAUGUAUUGAACAUUAGGUUAGAAAAACUAACUAGUCUCAUUAAUGUUAACAUAGAUAGUAGUGAUAACAUGUGCCUAAUUCGUUAUGUAGCUUUCACCCAAAUUAAUAGCAUUUAUAUUAAAUAUAUAGUUUGGCAAGCGCACUAGUAUUUGUAUAUAUAUAUAUUUAUUUUAAUAUCAUAUAUUUUAUUUACAUAGUGAACAACGAAAAAUACUAGUAUCUUCAAGCAUUUGUGUACUGUUAAAUCGAUUAAUUAAUAUAGUUUACUAUAUUGUCCAUAGCAAAUUACUACUAGUUACUAAAGAGGCAUUAUAUGCCUCCGGCGCUGAACUAAAUAUUUGUGACAGGUGUGUACCUCUACCGCAAUACAUAACUGUAUAGGAUCGACUAUGGCGAAGUAUGAUUUAAAUACGUGGUCACGUGACCAAUUCUAUAACAGUUUGCAUGAUUAGUGGUACACGUAUUUCACAUUUAUUUUUGUCUUGAGCCUCUGACAAACCAGUAAACAGAAAAUACCUAUUAAAAUGUAAUUAAUUCAGCACAAGUCUCAGUGUAUGGUUAAUUUAACACUAGAUUAAUGAAUGUUGUAAAAUGUAUUUAUUGGUAAAGAAUAAAAAAAUUUAAUGUAA